Caenorhabditis briggsae is the source of this 1314-nucleotide messenger RNA. The record is from RefSeq and is a predicted model, not a curated record. Lineage: Eukaryota; Metazoa; Nematoda; Chromadorea; Rhabditida; Rhabditidae. The transcript has 8 exons. Gene Ontology annotation, molecular function: protein binding. The coding region runs from base 1 to 1314 and encodes 437 amino acids.
AUGUCUGAAAACGAGGAUAGCCUAUUUUUCAAUUCCGAUUUUUUCGAUGAAGAUUUAUUUGAAAAUAUGAUGAUUCAGAAAAAGUCAGAAAAAGCAACUAAAACGCAAAAACUGGAACUUUUAGAGUUCAUUGGAGGUUUUGAAAAAUGGGAAUUUUUACCAGACGAUUGUAAAAUGUAUGUGAUUGGAUUUUUGAAUUAUUGGACCAGAUGUCAAUUAUCGUUAUGCUCAAAAAAAGACAAUCAAAUUGUGAAAAAUACUAUUUUAUGUGUUACUGAAGGAGUUUCACCAAAAAAUAAUGGAAUAAUUAUGAGACCCAGAAAUUUGGCGGCUUUGUGUAAAUCGGAUUAUGAGCAGAAUUACAGAGAACAAGCGGCAGUGCACAAAAUUGUUAUGAAAGACACCACCAUUCAAAUGCACACCACAACAAAUUUCAUCCGUUCGUGGAGAUUUUACCAACCCAAAAAUAGUGAUCACUGCUUUGUGACUAGCAAAUCUGUUCUGGAACCCGAUUAUUGUUAUUCUUCAAGAUUUCAAAUUUCGAAUUCAAAUUCUCAAAAAGAAUAUGAGAAAAUUGUCAAAAAAGUUAUGAAAAAGGCUGAAACGAAUGUGGAAACGCUGGAAGUUGACUGGAAAACGAAUCCGGAAGGAUUAGAAAUCGAGAAACUAGAUAAACUGAAAUAUCUGAGAAUGAACUUUUGGAAAUCUGAAUCCGUUGAGUUCUGGCUGAGUCGAUUGAAUUCAGAAAUUGCUCUGGAAGAAUUUAUUUUACAAUGCUGGGAAGUUUUAAAUUUCGAACAACUUGACUAUCCAUCGAUUUUAAAUGCUGUUUCCUUUUUUGUACCAGAAAAUAUUGUGAUGAGCGAUGAGCAAUUUUUAAGAAUGAGCAAUCGGAAAUCACUAUUUCGAGCGGACACAUUGAGCUCUAAAGUGCUAAUGGAAUUUGUUAGAAAAUGGGUGGACGAUGAAAUUCGAGAGGAUUUUGAGCAACUCACGGUUUGGACGAAAAAGAAUUUUGUCAAAGAAAUUUUUGAAAAUCUGGACUCUUACAAUUUUAAUGUUGUACAAUAUGACUAUGGACGUUGGAAUAUCCCUCUCUACCGAGAAUUUUUCUCACACUUCGAAAAAUUCGGAUAUUACGGGAAAUUCUGGCAAUUCUCAAAACGAAAUGAUCCAUUCAACAGCAUUUCUCUUUUGAUUACUCGACAAAAUUUUGUUGUUUUGAGAACUGGAUUUCCAUGCUUCAAAAAUGGGAGACAAGAUGUGAAAUUGGUGUUUCCAGAGGAUAUUUUGUUUUGCAAUAUUUAUUUUUAA